Molecule: messenger RNA, 1785 nt
Organism: Mesitornis unicolor (brown roatelo)
Lineage: Eukaryota; Metazoa; Chordata; Aves; Mesitornithiformes; Mesitornithidae
Product: rho guanine nucleotide exchange factor 7-like
Exons: 14
Biological process (GO): intracellular signal transduction
Molecular function (GO): guanyl-nucleotide exchange factor activity
Source: RefSeq, a predicted model, not a curated record
AUGACAAGAGGAAAGAUAUUUGAGUAUAGAACUCAGCAAAGGAUGGAUAACAUAAUGAAAACAAAAGUCAAACAGGCCCCACUGCUCUGUGGCCAUGAAACUCUUCUGAAGAAAGAUGGAGAGUACAGCCCCGGUGUAGUCAGCAUUCAGUACGUAGAUAAUGUGUCCCAAGCAUAUUCUGCACACUUGCAUGACAGACCUAACGGCCUGGGUACAAUUCGUGGAGCUGAAACAUCCCAGUUACUGGGAGUAACUGGAGCGUGGAAUACAGAUCAGCUUGAGUCAGAAAACUCUUUGUGCCUCCCCCACUUCGGUGCAUCCCUGAGCCCGCAAGGGUGCAGGCUGAUGUCAGACGCCGAGCACCAGUCCCGGGAGACGAGCUCGACUGGGAGUGAGGAGCUAGGAGAAUUCAUGGAGGUGAAAGGUGCCAACAGCCCUGGGAUCCUUGUGCUGACCACAGGCCUCAGCAAACCCUUUAUGCGUCUGGAUAAAUACCCCACGUUACUCAAAGAACUUGAAAGGCACAUGGAGGAUUAUCAUCCGGAUCGUCCAGAUAUUCAAAAAUCCAUGACUGCCUUCAAAAAUCUUUCUGCACAAUGUCAAGAAGUACGGAAGCGGAAAGAACUUGAACUGCAAAUACUGACGGAAGCUAUCCGCUGCUGGGAGGGAGAGGAUAUUAAAACACUCGGCAAUGUGAUUUACAUGUCCCAGGUCAUGAUUCAGUGUGCUGGAAGUGAGGAAAAGAAUGAAAGGUAUCUUCUUCUCUUCCCUAACAUUUUGCUAAUGUUGUCUGCCAGCCCGAGAAUGAGUGGGUUUAUCUAUCAGGGAAAACUUCCAACGACAGGAAUGACUAUCACAAAGCUAGAAGACACUGAAAACCAUAAAAAUGCAUUUGAAAUAUCAGGAAAUAUGAUUGAAAGGAUACUGGUGUCUUGUAACAACCAACAAGAUUUGCAUGAAUGGGUGGAUCACCUUCAGAAGCAAACCAAAGUCACCACUGUUGGGAAUCCCACCAUUAAACCUCACUCUGUGCCAUCUCACACACUUCCUUCCCAUCCAGUAACACCCUCCAGCAAGCAUUCAGACAGCAAGCCAAUACCACUGACUCCUGCGUACCACACUCUCCCUCAUCCGUCACAUCAUGGAACUCCACACACCACGAUAAACUGGGGACCUCUGGAACCUCCAAAAACCCCCAAGCCUUGGAGUCUGAGCUGCUUACGGCCUGCACCUCCAUUACGGCCUUCAGCAGCGCUUUGUUAUAAAGAGGAUCUCAGUAAAAGCCCGAAAACCAUGAAAAAGCUGCUUCCCAAACGCAAACCAGAACGGAAGCCGUCAGAUGAAGAGUUUGCACUCAGAAAAAGUACAGCUGCUUUAGAAGAAGAUGCUCAAAUUCUUAAAGUCAUUGAAGCUUAUUGCACAAGUGCCAAAACACGUCAAACACUAAAUUCAACAUGGCAAGGCACUGACCUGAUGCAUAAUCACGUCUUGGCUGAUGAUGACCAAUCAAGUCUAGACUCCUUGGGUCGUCGCAGUAGCCUUUCUCGUUUGGAGCCUUCAGACCUCUCAGAAGACUCUGACUAUGACAGUAUAUGGACAGCCCAUAGUUACAGAAUGGGGUCUACAUCUCGUUCCCGUAAAGAAUCAGCUCCUCAAGUCCUGCUGCCAGAAGAAGAAAAAAUUAUUGUAGAAGAAACUAAAAGUAAUGGUCAGACUGUUAUAGAAGAGAAAAGUCUUGUUGACACAGUAUAUGCAUUAAAGGAUGAAGUACAGGAGUUAAGACAG